Messenger RNA from Ooceraea biroi (clonal raider ant), 2502 nucleotides. RefSeq names its product protein ABHD18. Lineage: Eukaryota; Metazoa; Arthropoda; Insecta; Hymenoptera; Formicidae. The record is from RefSeq and is a predicted model, not a curated record.
GAUCUCCCGAGCAUACACGGACACGAUACGUAAUUGUGUACGUCACGAAAUCAUUCCCUCCACAUGUUACCACCGUUACCGUGCACCGUUUCUAGCAUCAGACAGUGCAGACAGAUUCUACAUCUUUCUCGCGAUAAGCGAGUCCGAGGUGCAGUUUGGAGGCGUGAGAUAAAGUAUGUGAAUUCGAGCAAGUCACCCGGUUCGCGGUGCGAAAUCGUACGGUUCCCGCGUGUAAUGCGCAACAGUGUCGUAUCACGACACGAAGUGGUGCAGCGAAACUGAGCGACACAUUCGCAUCGACCAGACGUCAACCGCGAUGCCUCCGAGUCGCUUGGAUGCCGUCUACAGGAGCAUACUUCUCACGAAGUUCUUUACGAAAGGCUGGGGCAGUCCCCAAAAUUUAAAGCGAAUAUUUGAAUUCAGGAAGGUUAUCGCAAACCGAGAAGCCUGCUACAAUAUGAUACCACUUGACUAUCCAAUAGAAAUAACGAAGGAUGAAACUUGGUCAGAUUGCCAUGUAAUCGAAGGUCAAUUUGAAUCACCCUUUGAGAAGUAUCUUCCGGGAAUAAUGCCGGAUAAAACCAAGAUCGCUUAUUUUCAGAUGGUUUUGCCACCUAAGUGGAGUUCUCAUAAAAUAAAGCCGAUUUGUUUGCAUCUCGCAGGGACGGGAGAUCACUUUUUUUGGCGACGUAGAAAUCUUAUUGCUAAGCCUUUGCUGAAAGAGUCGGGAAUAGCCUCGAUCCUGCUGGAGAAUCCGUUCUAUGGACUGAGAAAGCCGGAUGAUCAAAAACGAUCGAGUCUGCACAAUGUAUGCGACAUUUUCAUCAUGGGAGGCUUAAUCAUGGAAUCAAUCAUUUUUAAUUGGUGCGAACAACAAGGAUUCGGUCUUGGUAUUACUGGAUUAUCAAUGGGUGGACACAUGGCUUCUUUAGCAGCUACCAACUGGCCAAAACCAAUUUCACUGGUGCCCUGUCUGUCAUGGUCAACAGCUUCACCUGUGUUUACGGAGGGUGUAAUGAGCGCAUCGAUAAAUUGGGCACUUUUAGAAACGCAAUACUUUUCGGACAAAAUCUACAAGAACGAUCUCGCAAAAAUGGUGAAGAUUAUUGAUCAGGAUGAUGCCUUCUUAGCUGGUCAGCAUUUCGCUAAGCAUUAUCCCGCAAGUAUGAAGAGAGUAAAUAAAUUGAGAAAGGAAUAUAACAAUGAAAAAACGAACAAAGACAAUAAUACUGUAGCUGAGAAUGGUACAAAUUCAAUCGACAAUAUGACAAUAAUAAAAUCGAUAAUAACGACAAUAAAUUCCGCCAAAGCGAGGAUAAAGCAAAAUAAUAAAUUACAACAUCAGAUUGCAGAAGAAAAGGCAGCGGCCAAGAUAUUCCCCUUAAAUCUAAUUCCAAUCGAUUCAAUCAAAGAUCCCAAUACUCUCAAAGGAGUUUGCUUACUGCCAGUGCCGAAGCAUCCACUGUUUUCAGACAACAAAUGGCGCGAACACGAGGCCCUGCAAUUUAUGCGCGGCAUAAUGGACGAAUGUACGCACUUGAAAAAUUUCGAGACGCCAGUUGACACUGAAUUAAUCAUCGCUGUUUGCGCCAGGAAUGAUGCUUAUGUACCGCGAGAUCAUUGCAUGAGCCUGGAAACAAUAUGGCCAGGGGCUGAAAUUCGUUACAUCGAUGCUGGCCACGUUAGUGCGUACCUCCUUCAUCAGAAAGUCUUCAGAUCCACUAUAGCGGAAUCUAUCCAGCGAUCUUUGAAGAAAUAUCCUGUCAAUGCCAGUUGACGAGCUUGUGAUCUUCUCGCAGCGAAUACACGCUACUUCAGAGCCAUAAUUACAAAUUUAAUUAGAUGAUGGAAUAUUCAACUAUGUGAUUGACCUCGCGUAUCUAUUAUUAAGGAUCUUUACGUGCACAUAAUCUAUUAGGUUGUUACGCAGGUGGUAAUCUGCUACGAAAAAGUACAACUGUUCGAGUCAAUUUAUAAUAAUUGUUUAUAAUAAUCAAUGUUGUGUUAGCACAGCAAAUGUCGUGUGGUAUCAGCCAAUGAUGUUCCUACGUCAAGUAACAACUCGUUUGCGGCAUAGCGGAUGCAAUCUUUUUAUACACGCUAACUUUAUAUAGAUUUACACGCGAUUUCUUGAUAACGUACACUUCUUUAUAGACAUUUUAGAAAAUUAUGAACGUGCACGGUUUUAUCACGUUAUUGUACAUACUUGUUGAAAUUAGUAAUUAAAUGUCACAUGUGAUGUGUCUACUAAGUGAUAUUUGUGUGCUAAUACUUUGUAUAAUAUUAUUUAACGUGAAACGUUUAUGCAAUAAUGAUCUGUAUAUAAGUCAGUCUGCUUAACAAUGUCAAGAACAAGUUUCAUUCGACUACGUCGAUACGAGACAUCACUCUAUUCCUGUUCAACAUGAGCAACAAAUAGAAUAACACUUGCGGCUGUUAAAUUAAACUUGUCCCAUGUAAUAUCAGCCAAGAAUUAGUAAUGAAAGGAAAGUUGAAAUGGAA